UUUUGCCACUCUAUAAAAAAAAUCCAUCCACUCCAAAAACAAAGACAAAGCAAAGCAAAGCAACGUAUUUAGCAUUAGGUGCUGUAAUUACAACUGCGAAAAGGCCUUUUCCUUGCUCUCUUUUGCUUCUCUCGUUCUAUCCUCUAACUCUGUUCGUCUCAAUUUUGUUCCUGAUCAACAAGCAUGUAUGAGCGGAGGGGAUGAGUUUAAUUACGAUGAAGGUUCAGGAAAGGGGCCAUCGUGUUGGGGUUCAGUCAAGCAGGAGUGGAAAACCUGCGGUACUGGAAAAUCGCAGUCUCCCAUAGAUAUUCCUGUUGGAAGCACUCUGAUUUCUCUUACUUUGGGUGAUUUGCAACGUACCUAUGCAUCAGGUUCGGCUGUUUUGAAGAAUAGGGGACAUGACAUUGCGGUGUUGUGGAACGGAAAUGCUGGAAAAAUUAACAUAAAUGGGACUGAUUAUGAAGUAGUUCAAUGCCAUUGGCAUUCUCCAUCGGAGCACACAUUCGGUGGAACCAGGUAUGAUUUGGAAAUUCACAUAGUUCAUCAGAAUGCUCAAAAUCAGAUUACCGUUAUUUCAAUGGUUUUCCAAAUUGGCCAAGCUGAUCCUUUCCUUUCCUCGCUACUGUCAUCCAUAGAAAGUAUAGGAGGGGGAGAGAAAGACCUGGGGAAUGUUAAUCCAGUGGAUAUUGGAUUUGCUGGCAGAAACUACUAUCGAUACACUGGCUCACUUACAACUCCUCCAUGCACUGAGGGUGUUGUUUGGACAGUCCUCCAAGAGGUGAAGACAGCCUCGACCGAGCAAGUUCACGCUUUAAAAGAUGCCCUUGCUGAGGAAUUUAAGGAAAAUUCAAGGCCAAAUCAAUCGCUGGGUGCAAGACCAGUGUUGUUCUAUGAUCCAGGGGAGAGUGCUGCUUGACCUUAGCUCCAUCAAAAACCAAAGAGCAGUUGUUACUGUACCACGUAUUUGCAUUAUCUCCCUUGGUGUAUUGUAGAUUUAUAUUGUAGAAAGUUUAAUAAUAAUAUACAUGAUCUCAAUGGA
Messenger RNA from Durio zibethinus, 1039 nucleotides. RefSeq names its product alpha carbonic anhydrase 4-like. Lineage: Eukaryota; Viridiplantae; Streptophyta; Magnoliopsida; Malvales; Malvaceae. Gene Ontology annotation, biological process: one-carbon metabolic process. Gene Ontology annotation, molecular function: zinc ion binding; carbonate dehydratase activity. The record is from RefSeq and is a predicted model, not a curated record.